This is a messenger RNA of Tauraco erythrolophus (red-crested turaco), 325 nucleotides long. The record is from RefSeq and is a predicted model, not a curated record. NCBI's taxonomy places the organism in Eukaryota, Metazoa, Chordata, Aves, Musophagiformes, Musophagidae.
GUUUGAAAUUAAUUUGCUCUGUGAUCCUGGAGACCAAAUCGCUCUCCAUUUUAACCCCCGCUUCGCCAGCUCCAGAAUCGUCUGCAACUCCUUCCUCGCCAAUCACUGGGGGAAGGAAGAGGUUAAUAACACCUUCCCCUUCGAAGCAAAGGAGCCGUUCCAGGUUGAAAUCUACUCUGACCAGGACUAUUUCCACAUUUUCAUCGAUGAAAACAAAAUUUUGCAGUACAAGCAUCGGCAGAAGCAGCUUUCAUCCAUUACCAAGCUGCAGAUUCUCAAUGAUAUUGCCAUUUCUUCAGUGGAAAUCAUCAAACGAGGCCUUUAA